AUGUCACAACCAGUCAUGGUGUCUGGCACAAUACUUGCACCUUCGUCAACAAUGGCCACCCGAUGGCAAUACCUCGAUAAUGUCCGCAGGAACAGCGGUCCUUUCACAGAUCCCGAUGUAUUUGAUGCGAGCGAAGCCGCCGCAACGAAUAUGGAGCAGAUAAAUGUAUUUGGUGCAGGAGGUCUUGGAUGCGAAAUACUCAAGAACCUAGCUCUUUCCGGCUUCAAGAAGAUACAUGUCAUUGAUAUGGAUACCAUCGACGUUUCCAAUCUCAACCGACAGUUUCUCUUCCGCCAAAGCGAUGUCGGCGAGUCCAAAGCAGAGGUGGCAGCAAAAUUCGUAGAGAAGAGAGUCAAGGGUGUCUCCAUCACGCCGCAUAAUUGCAAGAUACAAGACAAAGACGAGGAUUUCUACAUGCAGUUUACACUCGUUAUCUGUGGUUUGGACAGCAUCGAAGCUAGGAGAUGGAUCAACUCUACGCUUGUCGAUUUGGUCGAUAUGAACAACCCAGAUAGCUUCAAGCCAUUGAUUGAUGGAGGUACUGAGGGUUUCAAGGGCCAGUCACGGGUUAUCUACCCUACCAUGACAUCUUGUAUAGAGUGUCAGCUCGACAUGCAUGCUCCACGCGCUGCUGUCCCUCUUUGCACGCUGGCUACUAUUCCGCGGCAACCUGAGCACUGUAUCGAAUGGGCACAUAUCAUGGCAUGGGAGCAAGAGAAGCCAUUUCCAAAGCUCGACAACGAUGAUCCGGAGCAUAUCACCUGGCUAUACAAGAAGGCUUUGGCUCGGGCCGCUGAAUUCAAUAUCACUGGUGUCACCUACUCGCUUACGCAAGGCGUUGUCAAGAACAUCAUUCCGGCUAUUGCAUCGACAAAUGCCAUUAUUGCCGCAAGUUGUUGCAACGAAGCAUUCAAGAUCGCCACCAACGCCAAUCCAGCACUAGGAGGAGAAGAGAACUACAUGAUGUACAGUGGGAACGACAGUAUCUAUACAUACACGUUCAAGCACGAGAAAAAAGAUGACUGUCCUGUGUGUGGGAAUAUGGCGAAGAACCUCGAUGUGGACCCCAACCUGACAUUACAAGAAUUCAUUGAAUCGUUGGCAGCAAGACCAGAAGCACAGCUGAAGAAGCCAUCUAUCAGGGCAGAAGGCCGAACUCUCUACAUGCAGAGUCCAGAAAGCUUGAGAUUGCAAACAGCACCAAAUCUGGAAAAGAAGGUGGGAGAUCUGGUUGGAAAUGGGGAUGAAAUAGGAGUCACCGAUCCUUCACUAGGCAGAGUCGAUUUCAAGUUCAGGUUGAAGUUUACAAGCGAGUUUGUCAAGGCGGAGACGAACGGCCAUGCUAAAUGA
This is a messenger RNA of Mollisia scopiformis, 1350 nucleotides long. RefSeq lists its product as uncharacterized. Gene Ontology annotation, cellular component: cytoplasm; nucleus. NCBI's taxonomy places the organism in Eukaryota, Fungi, Ascomycota, Leotiomycetes, Helotiales, Mollisiaceae. The transcript has 5 exons. Gene Ontology annotation, biological process: protein neddylation. Bases 1 to 1350 code for a protein of 449 amino acids. The record is from RefSeq and is a predicted model, not a curated record. Gene Ontology annotation, molecular function: NEDD8 activating enzyme activity.